Messenger RNA from Leguminivora glycinivorella, 785 nucleotides. RefSeq names its product alpha/beta-tubulin-N-acetyltransferase 9 (gene Mnat9). Bases 188 to 772 code for a protein of 194 amino acids. The transcript has 4 exons. The record is from RefSeq and is a predicted model, not a curated record. Lineage: Eukaryota; Metazoa; Arthropoda; Insecta; Lepidoptera; Tortricidae. Gene Ontology annotation, biological process: protein acetylation. Gene Ontology annotation, molecular function: N-acetyltransferase activity.
ACACGAGAGCCUUUGAUUUGGAAUGAUUGGAAUGUACAAGUUUAAUCUCCAUACUUUGAUAUCUUUACAUUGUCUAAAUCGUCUUUGAUAUCGUGUAUUCAUUUGUGAUGAAAUAAUUUCGUGUUGUGGAUUACUUUGUUUCGGCUGUAUAUAAUUCUUCUUGGCUCUUGAAAUAUAGGCAGUAAAAAUGAAGUUAAAUUCUGAUAUAAAAAUAGUUGGAGAACAUGUCGUGUUAGUGCCUUACAGAGAGAUUCAUGUGGAGAAGUACCAUUCAUGGAUGAGUACUGAAGAGCUCCAGAUACUCACAGCAUCAGAGCCUUUAUCACUGGAGGAAGAGUAUGAAAUGCAAAAAUCUUGGAGAGAGGAUGCAGAUAAAUGCACUUUUAUUAUCCUGGAUAAGGCCAAGUUUGACAAGGAUGGCGAUGAAAUAAGUGCAAUGAUUGGAGACACAAACAUAUUUAUAAAAGGGUCUGAUGCCUCAACAGGUGAAAUAGAAAUAAUGAUAGCAGAAAAAACAGCCAGGGGUAAAAGGCUAGGAUGGGAAGCUGUCAUUCUUAUGUUAUUGUAUGGAAUCAAAGAAAUAAAACUGCAACACUUUGAAGCCAAGAUAUUGAUGAAGAACUCAAUAAGUAUUGAAAUGUUCCAGAAGUUAGGGUUUGAAGAAACAUCCACAAGUGAUGUAUUUAAAGAAGUUACACUAGGAAAGGUAGUAAGCAAGGAGUGGACUGAAUUUUUGCACAAACAAUAUUUUUAUCAAAUACAACCACAUUAACAUUAACUUGUGA